This is a messenger RNA of Perognathus longimembris pacificus (Pacific pocket mouse), 3218 nucleotides long. RefSeq names its product tribbles pseudokinase 1 (gene Trib1). Gene Ontology annotation, biological process: positive regulation of proteasomal ubiquitin-dependent protein catabolic process; protein phosphorylation; regulation of MAP kinase activity. The transcript has 3 exons. Gene Ontology annotation, molecular function: ATP binding; protein kinase activity; mitogen-activated protein kinase kinase binding. The record is from RefSeq and is a predicted model, not a curated record. NCBI's taxonomy places the organism in Eukaryota, Metazoa, Chordata, Mammalia, Rodentia, Heteromyidae. Gene Ontology annotation, cellular component: nucleus. The coding region runs from base 159 to 1283 and encodes 374 amino acids.
GCGGGGCGCGCGCGGAACCCCGGCUCCGAGCCCAGCCUCCUGCUUCGCCGAGCCCGAGCCGGCUCUGCUGACUCCAGCCCGCCGUCUGGAAGCCCCGGGGACCUUCUUGCGCGGAGCCGGGGAUCUACAAAGCCGGGGCCGCCCGGGCCGGGGUCGCGAUGCGGGUGGGUCCUGUGCGCUCCGCCGUGAGCGGCGUCCCGCAGCCCCGAGGGCCGGCGCUGCUGUUCCCGGCCGCCCGGGGCUCCCCGGCCAAACGCUUGCUGGACGCGGACGACGCGACCGCCGUGGCGACCAAGUGCCCGCGCCUCUCCUCCGACUGCUCGAGCCCCCCGGACUACCUCAGCCCCCCCGGCUCUCCCUGCAGCCCGCAGCCCCUGCCCGCCGCCCCGGGGGCCGGCGGCGGCGGCGGCGGUAGCGUGCCGGGGCCCAGCCGCAUCGCCGACUACCUGCUGCUGCCCCUGGCCGAGCGCGAGCAUGUGUCCCGGGCUCUGUGCAUCCACACCGGCCGCGAACUGCGCUGCAAGGUGUUUCCCAUUAAACACUACCAGGACAAAAUCCGGCCUUACAUCCAGCUGCCCUCCCACAGAAACAUUACUGGCAUUGUGGAAGUGAUCCUUGGGGACACGAAGGCCUAUGUGUUCUUUGAGAAGGACUUUGGGGACAUGCACUCCUACGUGCGGACCCGGAAGAGGCUGAAGGAAGAGGAGGCCGCCCGCCUCUUCAAGCAGAUCGUCUCGGCCGUUGCCCACUGUCACCAGUCCGCCAUCGUGCUGGGGGACCUGAAGCUUAGGAAAUUCGUCUUCUCCACGGAGGAGAGAACCCAGCUCAGACUGGAAAGUCUGGAAGACACACAUAUCAUCAAGGGUGAAGAUGAUGCUUUGUCUGAUAAGCAUGGUUGCCCAGCCUACGUGAGCCCCGAGAUUCUCAACACCACAGGGACUUACUCCGGAAAGGCGGCGGACGUUUGGAGUCUAGGGGUGAUGCUCUACACCCUUUUGGUGGGACGAUAUCCCUUCCAUGACUCAGACCCCAGUGCUCUUUUCUCCAAAAUCCGCCGUGGACAGUUCUGCAUUCCUGAGCACAUCUCCCCCAAAGCCAGGUGCCUCAUCCGCAGCCUCCUGAGACGCGAGCCCUCCGAGAGACUUACCGCCCCUGAAAUCCUGCUUCAUCCCUGGUUCCAGUCUGUCCUGGAACAAGGCCACGUGGACUCAGAGAUGGGAAUCUCAGACCAGAUUGUCCCAGAGUACCAGGAGGACAGUGACAUUAGUUCCUUCUUCUGUUGAUCCCUCCCCCACCCCAACCUCAGAAACCUCAGUUCUCACACAUGGCAUUGCCAUUGCUGAAGAUGGACAGGCCUCUCGGGGCAUGGUGGUGGUAGUUGCUACCACCCUGUCGGUGACUGCACCAAGACCAUCACGGGAGAACCCAGUGUGGCGCCUCUUGUUGCCGUUUGGGCUGAGGGAGUCACUCGAGUGCUGCCUGGGAACGAGCUCCGCUUCGUGAGGAACCGUGGCUGGGCUGCUCUUUCGGGCUUGAGGACGCUGAAGAGCACAGUCACCCUGCACCGAGGUCAAGUGUUAGGAGUGUGACAUGAGACUGGGAAAGGAAGUCAAUCCUAUUAUGGCAUUUUUUGAGGGGGGUGGUGGUGGCAGUAACCAACCCCAUUUUAACAGAAUGACAAGUAAUUUGGGCCAAUUAACUUGCUGCCGUCUUUGAGCUUGUCUUUGGUAGCUGGACUUGGCUACCACAAUUUUCUGAUCAGAAAGUUUUUUUUGUUUUCUUUUUUGGUUUGCUUUAACACUCAUUGUUGCUCCAAUGACUCUGCUCCGUUGUUAGGAGUGUAAGAGCCUGCCUGAACCCGGAACCCCGUACCCAGACUGUUCUCCCAGAUUUCUGCCAAGAGCUCAUAUGCAAUAAUGCCUUUCUUCUGACCUUGAAAACGUGACCCCCCUCCCCUCCUCAGCUCACCAUGGAAAAGUGUCAAGAGAUUCCCCAUGUGGUGAUCUCAGAACUCUUGAGCACAGAGACUGCACUUGGCAUUUGUUUUGGUUUUUUAAAUAAUUUGAUCACUUGAAAACUGUUGCUUUUUAGGUUCCUCUCCAGUGUGCUACCAUUUUAUCCUAUACUUCUUUUCCCCAAGAAUAUCUCAGGGUGGAACGUUUUGUCUAGAAAGAGAAAGAUAAGCAGACUCCCUAGCCUGGCUCUCACGGGAGCAAAUGUGAAACAUCUUUGUUCUUGGAUGAAAGUGGACUUGGGAGUCUUAAGUCUCGAGUGAUCCAGGAUCAGCCCUCCCCCACCCCCCUCACCCCUACCCCGAGAUACUGGUCUGCCCCUGGCAUUCUACUUGGGGCUCCAGCUUUUUGCAUGGUGGGUGUGGGGAAUUUCCCAUGUGGUGUGGUUUGUGAACGCAUCCACCUUGCCAGCAGCCAGAGUGACAGAGGAGCUGCGAUUUUAUUUAAGUCCGAAGAAACUUCAAAAAUGAUCCUCUCCCAACUUUGUUGUGGUUGUCCUCGUUGCUGCCACCUGGGCAGAAAUUCCUUUCCAGCCUCUGCUUGAAUGUCUCCAGAGGUGUAUUCACUCCCCACACAAGUCAAACUUCUCGGAAGAAACUGCAGAUGGCUUUAAAAACACAAGUUACUGAUUAAAAAACAAAACAAAACAGAAAAACAACCAACCCAAACCGAUCUCAGUCGCUGUCUGGCACAGGGCUGGCAUCGCAUGGUUAAGCGGGUAGAGAAAACAUCCUGUAUUUUGAGAAAUGGCACAAAACCAGGCAGGUUUCUUCAAGGGCUAUCCCAAGGCAAACUACUAACAUGCAUUGUAAGAAUGCCGUGUAUACCUCACGUACUGUGUACUUUGUACAGAUAUUUUACCUUUUAUACAGAUAUGCGAUUGUUUUUGUCGUGUGACUGAAGCUUGUGGUGUCGACUGUGUGUGUUGUGUCUGAAUCGCCUGCAUGUCCCGAACCACGUGAACUGUGAACGGCGGCUGGCAUUGUUAUCUUGAUGGGAUCCUGGGGCUUGGAGGAGGGAGGCCUGAGGCCCCCCUGUGGUUGCUUGACACCUGUGUCUGUGGAUUCAAUAUCCAGCCGAGGACUCCGGGCUGGCAGGGGCUUCUGCCGGGACUGCUAGAAACACUAGAUCUUUCUGUAUGUGUGUGACCAGUGAGGCGGCUGUUGCUGACUUCUAGAGAAAUUUUAAUAAAUCUGGUUUCGUAAA